Blumeria graminis f. sp. triticale is the source of this 2631-nucleotide messenger RNA. The record is from the annotation of a GenBank genome assembly. Lineage: Eukaryota; Fungi; Ascomycota; Leotiomycetes; Helotiales; Erysiphaceae.
AUGCCUACAUUUUCUGAUUCUUUCUGGUCGGCAGACUAUGCUGGAGGACUUGGUGUUCUCUUUGAGAAACUCCAACAGGGUGUUGCCGAGAACCAACAAAUGCUAAUGAUUGCACGAAUGCGUGCAGAAGCGGAAGAAACAUACGGCACAAAACUCGGAGAAAUUGAGAUUGCGGCUGACAAGAUCUCGGGAGGCUUCUCACGGGAUGACGGGGCAAGUGUAAAAAAGGCCUACGACGGUCUCCGGAUGGAGAUGAACGAAGCAUCAACAAGCCACCGAAAGAUAGCACAAAGCAUACGAGAUCUUGUAGUGACUCCCUUUACGCGAUGGUGUGACUCUCAUGAAACACGAGUUCAGAGUUGUCAAGAUGAUCUCCAGUCCCGUAUUAAGAUGCACGAUAAGCAGGCCGAGAGUGUGAAGAAGCUUCGGAGCCAAUAUUUUACCAAAUGUCGGCUUGUGGAGGAUAUCGAGGAAGAAAAUAAGAUGGCUUUUCAGGGAGAAACAAGCCCGAAAUCCGUUCCGGAAAUAAAAGUCUCGGAAAAAGAGGACGAAGCAGUUGAAGAACCCGUUGAAAUUGGAGAUGAAAUUAUCCAACCCGACCAGCUCAAAAAAAUAUUGGCACACAUGCUCACAACCAUUAAUCUUGGUGAGACAAAAGUAGCUAUCCUCGGGACAUAUCAAAACACAAGUUGUGGUUCCGAAAUUGUCGAAUAUCUCCAAAAGCACAUGGCAGCAACUAGCAUUAGUCAUGCUGAACGUAUUGGCCAGGAUUUGAUCACGAAUGGAUUUCUACGGCUUAUUGGGAAUGUGGGAAAUAUUUUCGCAAAUAGCUCCAAGAUGUAUUACCAGUGGAAACCAAAAGCUUUUCAAUGGAGCGGAGUUAUUGAAAAAAAGCAACAACUAAAUCGUACAUUUACCAUGGGCUCUCAUUUAGACUCGACCGAUUCAUUAGUAGUUGGCACUGUCACGGAGUAUUUAGCAGGUUGGAAUCCUCUCAGUAAUCAGUAUCCUAAUGAAACGCCGGGAGAUCGUCUACGAAGAGAAGCUGCCGAAGCGGACAUCAAAUAUAAAGUAGGGGUUAAAAAAUUAGAUCAACUUAGAUGUAAACUCGAGGAAGCUAUUUUUGAGAACCUUCGCUACUUAGAGCGAUGCGAACUGGAUAGGCUAAGGGCCAUGAAGACCAUAAUUCUUGAUUUCUCGGGGACCAUUGGUAAUGUCAUUCCCAGCUUACAAGCAUCAGUAGACAAAAUGAUGUUAUACCAAGAAACCAUUCAGCCAGUCGGAGAUUUACGAUACCUUUUAGAGAACUAUCGUACUGGCUGUUUUACUCCCAAGGUAGUAGUUUACGAAAACUAUUAUAAUUCGGCUAGUGAGCAAACCUUUGGAGUCGAUCUCGAGGCUCGUGCUCGUGCUGAAAAGAGAAAAGUUCCUAUGAUUGUUACCACAAUCUUAGAGUUUCUUGAUCAUCACUACCCAGACUUGGAAGGAGAUGAAGCUCGCAGAAAUGUCUGGCUUAUUGAUGUUCCACUUCAUCAAACUCACAAACUGCGAGAUGUGCUCAAUACUGGGGAUUUGGUCACGGCUGAAAAUCUAGAACCCUUUGGAAUACCUGUUAUAGCUAGUGUUCUGAAACUCUACCUGCUUGAACUUCCAGAUUCUUUGGUCUCUGCACAUGUCUAUGAAGUCAUGAAAACAAUUUACUCCACACCUGCGUCACAAUCGGCUAACGAGACCCGCAUUUCGGUACUUCAAAAUACACUUCAACAAUUGAGACUUUCAAAUAUUGCAACACUUGAUUUACUUGUUCUUCACUUUACUAGACUCCUCGAGCUCACCUCGGCCGACGAAACAUAUAUAUCUGCGCUUGCCACAGUCCUAGCUCCUUGUGUUCUUAGGCCAAAGGUUGAGACAUCUUUAACAUUAGAAGAAAAAUGCUCCUACCGCCUCAUUUUAGAUCUCUUUUCUCACAGAGACAGUAUCUUUCUGGAUUUAAAGAGAGCUUCCUAUCUCUCUUCUAGUAUCAGUCUUGAUAGUAGGCCAAGGGCAAUCAGCAGUGAUGAGAGUAAUCGUAAAGCCAACAUGGAAGCUCGUGCUCGUGCAAUUAUUGCUGCUGGAGGUAGUUCCCGGAGCAGAGCUACAAGUCCAGCGCCAGCCCGUGGGCAUCGUAGAGACCGUAGCUCUGCAGGUCCCGAGACUAGAUUUCCCAUCCAAACGUCGCCAACCGAUCAGAGGACACCUAGAUCCACGGCAAGGCACAGUCUUGAUGUCCCGAUAGGGUUCGAUGUUCUUUCUUCAGGGGAUACCAUUCCCACCCCAACUACUGCCACAAUUUCACAAUCAAUAUCAAAUGGAAUAGAAAUUGCGCAUACAAGCGCAACUUACAUUCCUGGCUUAGAUGACACAUUAGAUGGAAUUAGUGUAGAAAAAAGAAAUAGCCUUGGUCGAUCAAGUCAUAAUCACAUCUCCGGUAGGUUUUCAGCUCGAAAACCAGCUGGCUUAGCACGCAUGAGCAUCAGUCAAGAACAUGGUAAAAGAACUAGCCUCGCAAGCCUAAACGGGCUCAGCGAUGAUUACACUGCCCCCUCGUCACGGGUGGGCAUCAACCUUACGGAUAAGCCGAUGGGCGACUAA